Physella acuta is the source of this 1913-nucleotide messenger RNA. RefSeq lists its product as uncharacterized. Gene Ontology annotation, molecular function: protein kinase A regulatory subunit binding. Gene Ontology annotation, cellular component: cytosol. NCBI's taxonomy places the organism in Eukaryota, Metazoa, Mollusca, Gastropoda, Physidae. The record is from RefSeq and is a predicted model, not a curated record.
UUUCAUUUUAAUCAUUAAUGAUAGGCCUAACUAUUAAACUAAACUUUAUUUAGCUGCUUAAUCAAUGAUGAGAUAGAAGGCCUACUCAGUGUGUGUGUCUACUGUCGACAGCAUGUGAAUGGCUGACAAACAAGACAGGUCAUCUGGUGAAAUGGAUAGGUUGCUGAUACACAAACCUGAGAUUGAUUUGCUGCAAAAGUCAUUCUCCACCACACAGACAAAAAUAGAAAAAUCGCUGUUGACUGUGUUUGUUCAGCCCUUGCCAGAGAGUUACAUCAUUCUCAGGUAUCAGCUGACAGAAAACUAUCCCAGAAUUUCUCCACAAGUUCACAUAAUUUCUGACUGUCUGUCAAAAAUGCAGACAAGCAGUUUUCAGAAUUUUCUUGAAACAAAGGCUAAUGAAUUGACGGGCCGCCCCAUGCUAAUAACACUAGUUAAAGAGGCCAAAAAUUAUUUGAUAACUUCUGGGUUUGCUGCUGUUGAUGAACUAGAAUUCACAGAUCUAUCAAGAAGAAAGAAAAAAGAUGUCUGUAACAAAAAACUUGCCAAAGCAAGAAAUAAAAACCAUAAGAAAGGAGCUUCAUCUCCAACUGAUGACAUAACAAAUGGUGAAUCUUCUUGUCAGGGUCCCAUUUUUUCUCCGCUAGACACUGCUGUUGCUGGGAAUUAUGAAAAAUCAAUUCAGAAAAGACCAAGUCAUUUCAUUGCUGUCAGAAUAACAAACCAAGACAUUAUCCAAAGACUUUCACACGCUCAAAAACUUCUGGUAAAGAGAGAACCACUUCUAGAGAAAGGUGUUUUCUCAAAGGAAACAAUUCACUUGACUCUCUGUAAAGUUGGACUUGAUACACCAGAUGCUGUCACUCACUGCAUUGACUCUCUUAAUCAAAUGAAAUCAAGCCUCAAUUCAAUACUUCCAAUUAGCCCUUUGGUUAUUAAUAGCAUGUCUCAGUUUUAUAACAGAGCAAUAUUUGCCAAAGUUACAGUCAGAGAAGACUUUCUUCUAUUUCAUAAGACUUUAGUCAAAAGAUUAGCAGAUAGCGCUAUAGAUAUUAGGGACGAAUAUGAAACUUUCACACCCCAUGUAACAAUAAUAAAAGUAAAGAGACCUGAGAGAAAAAAGUUUGGGAGUAGAAACAUUGAGCCGUCUAUUUAUUCACAAUUUUUGGACACUGUGUUUGGUGAGCAAGUUCUCAGUGACUUGUAUCUCUGCUCAAUGGAUGGUCAGAGAAGAGAGGAUGGCUUUUAUAGGACGCUUCAUGAACUACAUUUUACUUAGAUAACAAGUAAGAUGGUGGUUUAUUUAUUUUGGUGGUUUAACUUGAUGCAUGACAACAAAAACAACACUGACAUUUUAUACUGUGAUAUUGUUCAGUGGAUGGUGAAAGAAGCAAACAAGGACUUUUGAGACAAUGUGAUGAACAUUUAAAGAUGUUACCUAGCAUGAACUUUGUAUCAUUAAACAAUGAAUAAUGAUUUAAAAAUUUGGUACUUUUUAGGGGGUACAGGUUCAACUUUGUGACUAGCCUACUUUAACUUAGGGAGUCUGGCUUUUUGUGAACAAGGGGGGAAGCAUACAUUGUGGAUAGCUCUUGCUAAAUAUAAGAAAGUCAAGUGCCCAUUCUUUGGGGCAAGUGAACUAGAAUUCACCUGUUUCUGUGAUCUUGGCACACGAGGGGAAAGUGUGGUCAGAACUAUGCCCAGCUAAAGUGAGUCAAGUUUCCAUCAGAGGCGUUGCUAAAUGUACAGGUCAAUAUUCGGUAUAUUGUACAUUUACAUCAAGAUUUAUCCAUUUGGCACAUUUUUUUGCAUGGCUUCUAAAAAGUGUAUACUAUUAGUAAAGUCAUAACUUUUUAAACCAUUUUCAGAAACAAAACUGAAGCAACAAGCAAACACAAAAUUUGUUGUACACU